Messenger RNA from Eupeodes corollae, 1075 nucleotides. RefSeq lists its product as uncharacterized. NCBI's taxonomy places the organism in Eukaryota, Metazoa, Arthropoda, Insecta, Diptera, Syrphidae. The transcript has 2 exons. The record is from RefSeq and is a predicted model, not a curated record. The coding region runs from base 138 to 938 and encodes 266 amino acids.
CAAUCCAUAAUGUCAAAACAAAUACACCAAGCAAUGAAAAAUUUCGUGACAACAACGCGCCGUGGAAAGCAAUCAAAUUCAAUUUCGAUUCAAAACUAAAUUUAAAAAAAAAGUAAUUAUCUUCAUAUCUACCUACAAUGAGCGAUUGGCGGUUGCAGCGGGAUGAAGUCAAGAAGCUAAUCUCUGCUUACAAGAAACAUAAAUGUUUGUGGGAUUAUAGAAGCAACGAGUAUAAACUACAUGACUUGAAAAUGCAAGCAUGGCAGAAGUUAGGCAAGAUGUUUGGAAAAGAAGGCCACAUAGUUAAGAGAAAAAUCAAAUGUUUACGUUCCGUGUAUGGGUGUGAAAAGAGAAAAGUUGAAAAUUCCUAUGGAACAAACCGAAUAUACCAGCCUAACUUAUUUUAUUACAAAGAUUUGAAUUUUCUCGAUUCAGUUAUAAUCAAUAGGAAAGGAACUAGCCAUAUUCAAACUUAUAUUCCCAUUGAAGAUCUCAACGAAACAGAAAAUGAAACUCAAACUACUUGUAUUUUGCGUGAUGAUGUUUCAAUGGAAGAUGGUGUUUCGCCACCUUUAUCACCUUUGCCGCCUCAGAAACCAUCCGACAGUGAAUCACAUUCCAAAAUAGAGAAACAAAAUAGAUUAACGCAAUAUUCGAAUUCAGAUGCUCCUGUUAAUAACCAUGCAGAACUGAAGAAAACGACAAAAUCCUCUGUAGAGUCAAUAUACGUAUCGUUUGGAGAAACAAUAGCUUUGCAAUUGAGUCAGCUGUCAUCGUUGGAUGCAACAAUUACUAUGUCCGAGAUUCACCAGAUAUUAUCGAGAAAUAUAAUUAAGCAUAUGCUAUCGACGAAAAAACAAUCUUGCGCAAACUGUGAACUUGUAGACCGGAAAUUAACUGUGGUAACCUCAUCUUCCGAAAAGACGAGACAAAAAUGAUGCAAAGAAGUUCUUAUGAUACAUUAAUAAUUACAAACACAAAUAAUAUGCUAUCUUAUAACAUAACAAAUAACAUUUGAAAAUGUAUAUAUAAUCAUUAACUUUAAAUAUGUUAAUUAAAGAUAGUUAAUUUUAAA